ACAUCACACUCCGCGAUGGAAAACUUUACCCUGGCCAUCAACCAUUCAGACUGUUACUUGGAUGAUAGCGCAUCAAGGAGGAAGUUGUUUCUAUUUUUCUACUUGACUAUCAUCAUCACUGCCAUCCCGUCCAACGCUUUCUCCCUCUAUGUGUCAUGGCAGCACAUUAGACAGAAGAAUGAGCUUGGUGUUUAUCUGUUCAACCUUGCCCUCAGUGACCUGACCUUCACUGUUGGGUUGUCUCUGUGGCUGGACUUCCUGUGGCGAGGAAUCUGGGCCCAUGGAGGUUACGUAUGUGUGCUUUCUGUCUACUUUCUUUUCACUAACUUUUACACCAGCGAUGCUCUACUCUGCUGCAUUGCUGUUGACCGCUACUUGGCAGUGGCUCACCCGUUAAAGUACACAUCCUUGAGAAAAGUUGGCACUGCAGCAGCAGUUAGUGUUGCCAUUUGGGUGUUGGUGAUCUGUUUCAAUGCCACCACCAUCACAUGGAAGGACACUUAUCAGGAAAACAACACAUUUUCUGUGUGCUUUGACAUCUUCCUCCCACUGUCAGAGAAUCUGGCUCGUGCUAAUGUAGUGCGCUUCUUCCUGGGGUUUAUUGUUCCCGUUGUCCUGGUGGUGUUUUCCAGCUGGGGGAUCUGUCUGGCGGUGAAAUCCAACCAGGCCACAGAGGAGCAGGAACGUAAACGGAUUUGGAAGCUGCUGACAGUAGUUCUGCUCUGCCUUUUGUUCUGCUUCGGACCUAUCCACGUCAUGAUGCUUCUCCGCACACUGGUGGAUGACUGUAGGACUGCUGCGUGGCUACUCUAUCCCUACAAGAUCAGCAUUGCUAUCUCAAGCCUCAACUGUCUUGCAGACCCACUCCUUUAUUGCUUCAUCACUAGAACAGGACAGGCCAAUGUUAAUCAGGUUGUUCUCUUCCUCCAGGGAAAGAAGAGAAGCAAAGAGGAAGGUAUGGUAUAGGUUUAACAGCAGUAAACACAUCUGGAGAGGGUCCUGUGUUUUAAGAUGUAUAAAAAUACUCUGCUUUGAAUAAUAAUUUAGUUUACUGUCUUUAACAGACAGUUCACUUUGCACGUACCACUCUAUAGAGGUACUUUAUUAACAUCAACAUGUUCACUUCAUCAGCACUGAGACAUGGAGAACAACUGUUCCAGGGUGAACAAACAUUUCCCUGAAGAGGUCCAAAGGAAAUAAAUGGAUUUUGAAUGCAAAUUUGACGCCAGUCAUCAUUUGAAUAAGGCUGCAGUUGGAAAACAAUAUUUGGGGUUUUUUUUUUAACGAACCAUGUGGCUUUUAUUAUAGGACCAUAUGACGACACAUUCUACUGUAGUCUCACUUCAACACGCUAUUUGUGGUCGGAUAAAUGUGGAUCAGGUGCACAUUUGCAUUUUAGAGACAGAAAUAAAAAAUGGUGUUCCUCUUAAGUACAAUCAUCCUAUAACAAAACAUUGUACAUGCAUUUUGGAAGAUUCAGUGCCAAACUCAUUGAUCAUAAUCUAAAAUGAUGUGAACUUGCAAAUUAAAGGCUCAAAAAUAAUUUCAGGAACAAACGUUUCUUUUAAGCUAUUUAAGUUAUGUCAAAGCAAUUGCCAUUGUCCAAUAUGUGGAUGUCUCAUCUUAAAAUCAAACUAAAUAUUUUAGUUUAAUGUUUUCUGUUCAGUGUUUUCCACUGCAAACUGCUCCUGAAAUUAAUAUUUAGCAUUUUCUUCAUUCACUGGUUCUUAUCGUGGUAAUUAUUCCAAGAAGUUCAGCUAUUUGAAAGGGAAGUUGGCCAAAAAAACAAAAAACGUACAUGUAUAAAAUUUUGAUGACAGACUAUAGAAUGUAUCCAUUUAUAUACGAAGAAAAUAAAAAAUAUUUUAUACAAUACUCAUACUUUAUCUGUAGGUUGUGUCAUGUAUUCACAAAAAAUGUUAAGUGCUUUUAUCUGCAGGUCUACACUGUGGCAAACUGCACUUAUGACAAACAUGGAUAUCUGAAGCUCUCUAGUGGACAAUUCUGGUAGUGCGGCAAGCUGUCUACACUGUUCACACUUGGAAUAUUUAAACAUUUCAGAUAAACCUCUUGUGUGUUACUGUUGCACAA
Molecule: messenger RNA, 2091 nt
Organism: Seriola dumerili (greater amberjack)
Lineage: Eukaryota; Metazoa; Chordata; Actinopteri; Carangiformes; Carangidae
Product: psychosine receptor-like
Exons: 1
Biological process (GO): G protein-coupled receptor signaling pathway
Cellular component (GO): membrane
Molecular function (GO): G protein-coupled receptor activity
Source: RefSeq, a predicted model, not a curated record